Rubroshorea leprosula is the source of this 1710-nucleotide messenger RNA. The record is from the annotation of a GenBank genome assembly. NCBI's taxonomy places the organism in Eukaryota, Viridiplantae, Streptophyta, Magnoliopsida, Malvales, Dipterocarpaceae.
CCUCUCUUGAGGAAUUGGCAAAAGCUUGCUAUUUUUCUCCUCUUUUCUUGUUCAAAAACAAGAUUUAGGGCCUAUAACUCCCUCUAAAGCCAAGGAAUUUUCAGAUCUGCAGCUGCUCCCCCUGUCCGCGAGCUGCUCUUGCCGGUGGGUGUGUAAUUUCGGUUUUCUGGUAUGAAUUAACCAUAAAAUCAUCCCUUUAGCCUUGAUUCAAGUUGGGUUACUCUAAUUUCCUUUUUUUUUUCCUUCAAUUUUGUGUUAGUUCUCUCCAAUUCCCGUUAGCCAUCCACACUGCCAGCUCCGAUUUCAGCUUGCCGAAAUUUUCUGGUAUGAUGGACAACAUCCUUUAAGUCCAAUUUCGCCCAUUUAAUUGCUGAAAUUGUCCAUGUAAUUGCUGCCCCUGUAUUGUUCACAUUUCUGUUGAAAUAUAGAAGAAAUUGGUGGCACUUCAAGUUGUGUUUUUUAGUUUAAUUCAAGUAGAAAUCCCUUGAUUUAGCUGAUGUGAGCCAAAAAAAGAAGGGGAACCCAGCCAUGCUUGAGAAACCGGUGAGAAAGCUUGGUUUUUGGCCUUCUUUUCUUGCUCUAGAACACUUCUAGAACCCAGAAAUCUCUCCCCCUUUGCUGGAAAAUCCGGAUCUGCUCUGCUCUUCCUUUUCACCGCCGGCUGCUCCUGCUUUGUGGGUGUGAUUUGUUCGGUUUUUUGGUAAGAAACAGCCAUGAAUCUCCCUUCUCUAGCUUUGAUUGCCUUGGGUUUAUGUUAAUUGCUCUUAUUUCCUUGAAUUUUGGGUUAAAGCCGUGAGCUUUCUUCUUCCAUGCCGCCGGCCUUCUUCCCCAAUCUGCUAGCUCCGGUUCCUUGCUUGUAAAUUUUGAAAAAUGGGGGGAAUUUUGGUAGCCUUUGAGCAUGUUUUAAGCUUGGUUUAAGUGUAAAUUAGCUUGAUUAAUUGUUGUGAUUUUUGGAGAGAAAAUCCCGUGAGAUUAGCUAGUGUUUUGGCCAAUUUGUGAAAGUCGGGGUUACUGUUCACGUCGGGUCACUGUUCACGGACACUGUUCACCGGUUACUGUUCAUACCCCGAGGGCCAACAUUUAACGGGAAUUUAAGUGAUUAGUUUGUGAUAUGAGAACGAAUUUGGAGAUGUCGGAUCAUGUGGAAAGUGAUAGAAAUAGCAUUGUGAUUAGGAAUAAUCCUAAUGAUGAUUUCCGUGUGAAUUUGUGAUAGUGGUAUUAAUUCUUGAAAUAUUUUGAUUAGGUUCCCGAUCGUUCUGUCAGUUAGCACUGAGAUUGAGUGCUCGGUUUUAUGCAAGUGAGGAAGUGAAACCGAGGACGGGGAAAUCACGGGAAGUGACGAGUUAGAAGGCUAGCCAUAUUGUAAUUGGAUAUAAAUUUUAGAUAUGAAUCAUGAUCUUGUAUUCGGAGAUUUUAUGAUAUCAGAGAGAAUUUUAUAAUUUGAUCUUCAGAUUUUGGUGUGACCACAACUAAGCUUCUCUUGAACCUGAAUUAUGUUUACCAUGCCUUGAUAAUCAUCCAAGCUUCGAUUUGCUUGUUGUAUGUUGUUAUCAACCCAGAUCUGCUCAAUAAGGCCAUUUAAAGCUUCUCACAUCUUCCCAGCUCUAGCUCUCAUGAUUGAACCUCCUGGAAUGUGUAAUGGAUCUCAUGAUGUGGUACAUGUGGGGUCAUCUUGAUUCCCAUCACAAUAUAUAAAUCAUAUUCUAACUU